CGCAAACCCAAAUGUCACAAGCGGAAACGUAGAUACGGCCGCGAAAAUCCUACAAGGUUUCUAGUAUUAUUUUAUUUGAUCGUAAUAGAGCCGUGGCCAUGAGAGCGACUCACGCUAUUGCCCGACUAUGACCGGCGGCGGCGUCGUGACUAUCGGUAAGCGUAUGACGUAGUAUCAAUGAGUUAAAGUUAGUAGAUAAUUAGCAAUCACCGCGCGAUGUCGGGCCGCGGGCAGGACGAGGCCGAGAGCGAGUCGAAGCUCAUGAAGCGGACGCUGAGCGCGGCCUUCUAUGCGUUCGCCUCCUUCAUGAUCACCGUCGUCAACAAAACGGUGCUAACCACGUACGCUUUCCCGUCGUACCUGGUGCUCGGUCUCGGGCAGAUGAUAGCGACUUUAGUGGUGCUGUGGGUCGGGCGGCGGAUCCGGCUGGUGCAGUUCCCGUCGCUGGACUUGAACGUCGCGCGCCGGAUCUGGCCGCUGCCCAUCAUCUACCUCGGCAACAUGGUGACGGGUCUCGGAGGGACGAAGGAGCUGAGUUUGCCGAUGCUUACCGCGCUGCGUCGCUUCAGCAUUCUCAUGACCAUGAUUUUGGAGAGAAUCAUACUCGGUGUAAGAGCUACAUGGCAAGUGCAAGGGAGUGUCAUGGCCAUGGUGGGAGGAGCGUUGCUGGCCGCAGCCGAUGACGUCACGUUCUCCUGGCAGGGCUACACGCUAGUCCUCCUAAAUGAUGGCUUCACUGCGGCUAAUGGUGUUAUCAGUAAGAAGAAGCUUGACUCGAAGGAGCUAGGGAAGUACGGGCUCAUGUUCUACAAUGCGCUCUUCAUGAUCGUGCCUGCAGCUUACGUUGCCUGGCAUGUUGGGGACAUAGAAGCAUCAAUCAAUUAUGAGCAUUGGGGCGAUACGCUGUUCCUAAUUCAGUUCCUAACAUCGUGUGUCAUGGGGUUUGUACUCUCAUACAGUGUGAUGCUCUGUACACAAUACAACAGUGCCUUAACAACAACUAUCAUUGGUUGCCUUAAGAACAUUUUAGUUACUUAUCUCGGUAUGGUAAUUGGUGGGGACUAUGUGUUCUCGUGGCUUAAUUUUGUAGGUUUAAAUAUAAGUGUGUUGGCGAGUCUUAUAUACACAUAUGUUACGUUCAAACGUAAACCUCAGGCUGUGUACAGCAAGAUUGCGGAAGCGAAUGCUCGUGUGGAUACCGUAUAGCAGUAUCUGAAACAUAGAACCCAGUGCUCUACGUUCCUAGUAUAGUAUUGAGUUACCAAAGAACAGUGGAUUUUGUGAAAUCUCAUAUUUUAAAUGUUGAUCAAAAGUGAACAAGUAAAUUGUUAGUGCUAUUUAGUUGAAUGCUAGUGUAUAG
Cydia amplana is the source of this 1360-nucleotide messenger RNA. RefSeq names its product UDP-sugar transporter UST74c (gene frc). The record is from RefSeq and is a predicted model, not a curated record. The transcript has a single exon. The coding region runs from base 217 to 1206 and encodes 329 amino acids. Lineage: Eukaryota; Metazoa; Arthropoda; Insecta; Lepidoptera; Tortricidae. Gene Ontology annotation, molecular function: antiporter activity; UDP-N-acetylglucosamine transmembrane transporter activity; UDP-N-acetylgalactosamine transmembrane transporter activity. Gene Ontology annotation, cellular component: Golgi apparatus.